This is a messenger RNA of Phycomyces blakesleeanus NRRL 1555(-), 375 nucleotides long. RefSeq lists its product as hypothetical. Bases 1 to 375 code for a protein of 124 amino acids. Lineage: Eukaryota; Fungi; Mucoromycota; Mucoromycetes; Mucorales; Phycomycetaceae. The record is from RefSeq and is a predicted model, not a curated record. The transcript has 2 exons.
AUGACACAGCUUGCAUCAAUGUACUGCAAGGUAGGCCAGCUGAUGGAUGGCCAGAAAAGAAACAUUGGUGCUGCUGCUUGGCAGGAGAGUAUGCCAGCAAGCUUGCCAGCCCUUUUCUCUUUGUCUCCUUCCCCUGUGCCAGCCAUGUCUGAGCAGGAAAUGAGCUCAGUGAUCUUGAUUCUUGCCCAUCAUACGCAUACAUACCUGACGAACUGGAGGUUGAUUGACAAUGAGAUGGGUCUUGAAGUUGAACUUCUUUCUGAGAUGUCAUUCCUCCAUCUCUUGCAGAAAGAUGUGAUGUUGGAUGGUGAGUCUGACGUGAAAGACAUGAACAUUGCAACUGUACAUGUGCUUAGAGUUAAGCAUCCCAGCUGA